Cooperia oncophora is the source of this 252-nucleotide messenger RNA. NCBI's taxonomy places the organism in Eukaryota, Metazoa, Nematoda, Chromadorea, Rhabditida, Trichostrongylidae. The record is from the annotation of a GenBank genome assembly.
AUGACACAGCUAGUAGCUAAUGAGGUCUAUGCGGACGAGUUGUAUGGUAUCUAUGAUGACAGAAACCGUGAUGAUGUUUGUGCAGCUCUUAAGCAAUCUGUUGAGAAGCUCAACCAUUGGGCGGCGAGUCUUGAUUUGGCAGUGAACUUAAAUAAGUGUUGUGUGCUCCAUAUUGGUAGUGGAGCCGCCAUGUCAUAUGAAUUCAUGAGGAACCCAUGUAUCAAGUUUUUGAACAUAGCCAAGCUGUUUUAA